AUGCGCCGCAAAGCUUCAUGGAUGGGCCUGGAGAGGGUCCAUCAUUGUGCACAGGAUGCGGGAUAUAUCUCACGACCAGAUGUCUGGCGUCUACUGCUCCUAUUGCCCAUUGAAGAAGACGAAUUGGCGUAUGGGUGUGGGCCCCAAACACCGUGGGAGCCAUGCGAUGUUUCUCGAGCGAGGGAUUGUGUGCUGCGCGUGACUGCGCAUCUGAAGUGUCCUCGACAUGGAUAUAGCUAUGACCAUUGGAACUGGGACUUAGAUAAUGGUAUCACUGUGCAAGAUUAUGGGUUCUCUAGGUCAGGGAUCUUUCGGACACUGCUUUCUCGCAAGUCUUCUGACAUUUCGAAUGUCAACACUGAGUCUUAUUCAUUUGCGAAAAGAGAGCUCGGUACUCAUCGAGAAGCUUCAGAACAAGCCUCAAUGGAAAUGUUUCGCUGGUUCGUACUUGGUAGUGAAGGCGUCCCUCCUGAGAAGAUUUACCAAGAUGAGUGGUUUCGUGGAUUGUGGAAUGAUGAAGCCUAUUCUGACGAGGGAACUCAUGAGGUUCAGCGAGACUCGGAGCCCAAGAGUCCUGAUAGAGUUGAAAGUUGGCUUCAUAUUGUCGACUUGACUUGA
Aspergillus affinis is the source of this 618-nucleotide messenger RNA. RefSeq lists its product as uncharacterized. The transcript has a single exon. The coding region runs from base 1 to 618 and encodes 205 amino acids. Lineage: Eukaryota; Fungi; Ascomycota; Eurotiomycetes; Eurotiales; Aspergillaceae. The record is from RefSeq and is a predicted model, not a curated record.